AUGACUGAUACAACUGACAAAUCCGCCAUUCGGCAAAGCCUCUUUGUCGGCAAUGCGGGGCCCAGUGCGAAUGCCGACCCCAACCGCUCUAACCACAAAGACGCCAAAAUACAAACGAUAACCGAUCUUGCCCGUCAAAAUGUUGCGCCUUUCCUUGCAAAAUACCAGCCGAGAAAAUACGCGCCUUUGCGUUCGCAAGUUUCGAACCCCGCCGAACAGCGCCUCGUUAACGCGAGCUACUGUUACCGCCACCAACCUGAUUUCAAGUGUGGCAAACGACAAGCAGACGAGCAGUCUAUGACUCAGCUACAGUCUGAGUUGAACGGUCUUCCUCAAGAUGAUCAGCAGGGAAUUGCCCACGUUUGGUCGCUAUUCUCUGCUGCUCCUGCGAAACAGCGCACACUGAUGCUUCAAGGAAUUCUCGCGCAGUGCUGCUUCCCUCAACUCUCCUACAUCUCCGCCAGUGUCCGUGAACUGAUUCGAAUCGACUUCCUUGCCGCUUUGCCUCCAGAGCUUUCUUUCAAAAUCUUACAGUACCUCGACACGGCUUCACUGUGCCGCGCCGCACAGGUUUCUCCUCGCUGGAGAGCUCUAGCCGAUGACGAUGUGGUGUGGCAUCGAAUGUGCGAGCAGCAUAUCCGUCGAAAGUGUAACAAGUGUGGUUGGGGUCUCCCUCUCCUGGAUCGCAAGCGUCUCCGUGAAGCAAAGCGUGAAAUCGAGCUGCGUGCUACGAACUGGGGAAACAAUGAGCCCGCUGUUGCGCCUGCUGAAGCCGCCGUCACCGAGCCUUGCUCUGCUGUUGACCCCGAUGCCAAUGGAAAGCGCAAAUUGGAUACCGAGGAAGAAAAUCUCACCCUCGUAAAGCGCCAUUGUGCGUCGCUCCCUCAAUCCCCCGAAGAGGACGAAAGCUACUUCAAAACACGUUACCGACCCUGGAAAGAGGUGUACCGUGAUCGAUUUGUGGUCGGUAUGAACUGGAAGCACAAGCGCUGCUCUGUCAAAUUGUUCAAAGGGCACCGUGACAGUGUGAUGUGUCUGCAAUUCGAGGACAACAUAUUGAUGACUGGGUCUUAUGAUGCUACUGUCAAGAUCUGGGACACUGAUACCGGCGAAGAACUGCGAACCCUGAAAGGUCACACAUCUGGAGUGCGAUGCCUCCAGUUUGACGACACAAAGCUGAUUACUGGCAGCUUGGAUCGCAGCAUUCGUGUAUGGAACUGGCGCACCGGUGAAUGUCUUUCCAAGUACAACGGACACACUGAAUCUGUUAUUGCCCUCCACUUCGAUUCCACCCUUCUUGCCUCCGCUUCUGUCGACCACACUGUCAAGAUUUGGAACUUCAAGGAUAAAUCCACUUUUAUUCUACCUCACCCCGAAGGUGUUAAUGCUGUCAAAAUCGACACGGCUUCGCGCACCGUUUUGACUGCCUGUGACGAUGGUGCCGCACGCCUCUGGGACCUGGACACCAAGACUUGUAUCCGAGUCUUCCACAACCACAUCGGAUCCGUUCAGCAAGUUGUGGCCCUCCCUCGCGAAAUUGAACUUGAGAACCACCUCGCCGAUUGUGAAAACGACCACGUCAGCACAGCCUCUCAAAACGGCGACCUCCUCAGCUCCCUUUCUCCCGUUCUCGAGCAUAAGUCGCUUUCUCUCCAGCCCUCGUCUUUCGGCUCGUCUUUCGAUCAGGGUGAAGACCGUGUGGAGCCCCCACGCUAUAUCAUCACCAGCGGCGUGGAUGCCACUAUCCGACUGUGGGAAACAAGCACCGGAAGAUGCCUACGUACCUUCUUUGGCCACCUGGAAGGUAUUUGGGCCCUUUCUGCUGAUACCCUGCGCAUUGCCUCUGGUGGAAUGGAUCGCAUGGUCAAGAUCUGGGACCCUCGUAUUCCUACCUGCCAAGAUACCUACGAAGGUCACAGCGCAGCUGUUAACUGCAUUGGCCUCAGCGAUAGCCGGUUUAUUACCGGCGGCGAUGACUACCAUGUCCGCAUGUACGAUUUCCGGGCCUAA
Molecule: messenger RNA, 2010 nt
Organism: Penicillium soppii
Lineage: Eukaryota; Fungi; Ascomycota; Eurotiomycetes; Eurotiales; Aspergillaceae
Product: F-box/WD repeat-containing protein
Exons: 1
Coding region: 1-2010 (669 amino acids)
Molecular function (GO): protein binding
Source: RefSeq, a predicted model, not a curated record